This is a messenger RNA of Fusarium odoratissimum NRRL 54006, 2668 nucleotides long. RefSeq names its product arylsulfatase. The record is from RefSeq and is a predicted model, not a curated record. The transcript has 5 exons. Gene Ontology annotation, molecular function: glycosaminoglycan binding; N-acetylglucosamine-6-sulfatase activity; arylsulfatase activity. Gene Ontology annotation, biological process: glycosaminoglycan metabolic process; phenol-containing compound metabolic process. Bases 233 to 1717 code for a protein of 494 amino acids. Lineage: Eukaryota; Fungi; Ascomycota; Sordariomycetes; Hypocreales; Nectriaceae.
CGCCAUCAAGUCGCUGGACAACACCAUCCCGCGGAUAAAGCCAUUGCCUUCGAUAGCGGUAUUUCCGAUAGAUAUUUCCUGUAGAAAUGGAUAUUUAAGGGAUUCAUUAAUAGAAACUGUCAUCUCGAGAAGAACACCAAAAGACUGAGCCAGAAAGCCUUGUAUCACCAUCCUUCCAAUCGUCCGGCAGCAGUGCAGUUACAUUCAUUGACGCCUUCGACGACUCAUCAAUAUGCGACCUCCAGCUUGGAUACAGCCAGUGCUGUUAGCAAGCUGUCUACUGGCUCAAAGUACCAAUGCGUCAUUCAACUACGAACAAGAAGACCAGGCUGUACUGUCACCCAACAAUGACGCUGCACAGAGCAAGCCAAAGACCAACAAUGGUGGGAAGAAGAACAUUGUGUUCAUCCUCACAGACGAUCAAGACGCUGUCCUAAACUCUGUCUCUUAUAUGCCCAAACUCAAAGAGCAUAUCAUUGACAAGGGUACGUCGUUCGUCAACCACUUCACUACCACAGCCAUCUGCUGUCCUUCCCGUGUUGCACUUUGGACAGGGAAACAGCCUCAUAACACUAAUGUCACUGACGUCAAUCCACCGUAUGGCGGCUUCCCCAAGUUCGUCUCACAGGGAUUGAACGAGAACUACUUGCCUGUAUGGUUGAAAGAAGCUGGGUACAACACAUACUACACCGGCAAGCUCUUCAAUGCUCAUACUAUAAACAAUUACAACUCGCCUUAUCCUGCAGGAUGGACAGGAACCAACUUCCUACUUGACCCGGGCACGUAUGACUACCUGAACCCUAUCUACCAGCAUAACCAGGAGCCACCAGUUCAACACAAAGGAGUGCACACUUCAGACUUGAUUUCCAAGUAUGUACAUGAGCUUCUCAAGGAAGCCAUUGACGCCGAGAAUCCGUUCUUUGUUGCAAUUGCGCCUGUUGCGCCACACUCCAAUGUUAAUCUCAGACGGCAACCUGGAAACCCGAGCGCACCUCUUAUGACUAUUCCCAUUCCUCUUGAGAGACACUCUCAUCUCUUCGAAGGGGUCAAAGUCCCGAGGACGGAGAACUUUAACCCAGACUCGCCUAGUGGUGUGAGCUGGAUUCACAAACUCGCCCAGCUCAAUGACUCAUCGGUCUCAUACCUCGAUGACUUCUACCGCGCUCGUCUCCAGGCUCUUCAGGGUGUCGAUGAGAUUGUUGAGCAAGUAACCAAGCAGCUUGAAGAUGCUGGCAUACUUGACGAGACAUACAUCAUCUACAGCUCUGACAAUGGAUAUCACCUGGGUCAACACAGACUGCCUCCUGGCAAGGAGUGUGGCUUUGAAGAAGACAUCCACGUGCCUCUCUUCAUCAGGGGCCCAGGUGUAUCCUCAGGAUCCAUUGAGAAUGCCGUGACUACACACAUCGACCUUGCUCCUACGAUUCUCAGACUCGCAGGUGCGGACCUUCGCAGCGACUUUGACGGAACUCCUAUCCCUGUGUUGCCCACUCAGGAGAACAAACGACACGAGCACGUAGCGGUUGAGUACUGGGGCGGUGCUAUCGCUGAAGGCGAGAUUGGCGGUUUUGAUGGCAAGGGACAGAUUUUCGCGCAGAAUAAUACAUAUAAGGGCGUGAGAAUAGUGCAUGAGGACUACAAUCUUUACUACUCGGCUUGGUGUAACAACGAGCACGAACUCUACGACCUCAAGGUAUGUUUAUCUCAGUGCUGUUGACUGGCUUGAUGCUAACCCCCAUUAGACCGACCCAGGACAGUUGAAGAGCCUGUUCCCUCACGAUGACACAACUGCCGAUUCAGCACUGUUAGGAACGACUGCCCGACAGGUCCUCAAUCGCCUGGAUGCUCUCAUGCUCGUGUUGAAGUCUUGUAAAGGCAACACGUGCAUUGAACCAUGGAAGAUCCUGCACCCAGAAGGUGGUGUGACGAGCUUAAAGGAUGCUCUUCAGGCAAAGUUUAACGCCUUUUAUAAGGAGCAGGUAAAGGUUAGGUUUGAUCGUUGCGAGUACGGAUACUUGAUCGAUGCUGAAGGACCUCAAGUCGGAUAUGAGUAUCGUGAGGGCUUGGAGUGGCAUCAUUGGACUUGAAGGGCUGUCUCGUGAUUAUGACAGCAUUAUUAGUAGUCUAUAAAACAUCGGCUAUAGUGUCUCGCGGUGCUUUGCAUAAAGCCAAUAGCCUUCGCGUGGGAAUAUGUAUAAUAAGAUUUGUUCUCAAUAAUAUAACUGGCGUGAUUGAUGAGUGACAGAUCAAGAAUCGGCCUUUGUCGGCAUAGGUUAUAGCAUCACGACUUUAUCAACUCAAGAGUGGAGGGCUGGGAUAUGGCCUUGUGAUGUCUUUGGGCUUCGUCAAAGCUGGGCAUGCGCUGAUAUCGUGUUGUUCUUACGUGAUCAAGACCUCGAGGUACUAGGUUUGCUUUCCUUCAGCACGCUUAAGCAGUUUUCGAGGAAUGUUGAAUGGGCUUCAUCCCAGGUGAACUGACGGUGCUUCUGAUAGGUCUACCGAAGAGUACUUGAGUUUCAAUGAAAGAUUUCAGAAGCCUGGACAUUUUGAUGGGCCUGAGAUCCUUGUCGUGCCUUGAGAACUUUGACCACAGGUGUUCCGUAGAAUAUCGUGACUGGAUUAAGUCUAAGAGGAAUAAAACAAGAGAUUAGAAAAAGAUGAUGAAGGG